AUGAGUGUCCACGUGAAAGCUCAAUGCCGCGCAGGCUGUGGUGACCUCGGAGACCCGGAGCUCAAUUACCUCUGCGUGGACUGCCAUGGUGACCAGGUUGAACUCCGCCAGCAGGAGGACCUACGCAAGUAUAUGGCCAAGGAGACUGGGGUUUCAGCUUCUGAGGAGCAUGAGGGUGCAACCACACCACCGUCACCUGUGCGAAAGUAUCGGGGUCCUCGUCCAGUUGAUCACGCGAAAGCACUCGACGAUUUCCUGCAUCGCCAUCGAGAGCAGGAUCCGAACGUUGUUGCCCGAGAGCUGACCUUCCUGAAACGGGAGAUUGCAAUACGUGAGACGAACAAGAAGCAACUGCGCAAGUACAUGGUCGCCACAGACGAAGAAGAGCAGGUGGAUCCAAAGGAGUGGAGUCGGUACGAGUUCGGCCCUCCAAAACCAGUCCCAACUCGAGAUGUCGAGGAGGCUGUGGAGCUGGCAGCUCAGCUCAAGGUUUACUGUCGCUGGCGAAGGAUUCAAGUGCAAAAGCGGAUUGAAAGUCGGCGCCAACAGCUAGAAGCGGAGCGUCUAGAGCUCAAGAAGCAGCAAAAGAAGAAGCGGAUCCACGUACCUUUGCUAUCCCUUGGGGGAGCAUUGAGAGGUUCAACGAAGACUGCAGUCGAGCAUCCUUCACCCGUUGCAAAGUAA
This is a messenger RNA of Phytophthora sojae, 684 nucleotides long. RefSeq lists its product as hypothetical. The transcript has 2 exons. The coding region runs from base 1 to 684 and encodes 227 amino acids. Lineage: Eukaryota; Oomycota; Peronosporomycetes; Peronosporales; Peronosporaceae. The record is from RefSeq and is a predicted model, not a curated record.